Molecule: messenger RNA, 1038 nt
Organism: Colletotrichum abscissum
Lineage: Eukaryota; Fungi; Ascomycota; Sordariomycetes; Glomerellales; Glomerellaceae
Product: pfkB family carbohydrate kinase
Exons: 3
Coding region: 1-1038 (345 amino acids)
Biological process (GO): purine ribonucleoside salvage; purine nucleobase metabolic process
Cellular component (GO): nucleus; cytosol
Molecular function (GO): adenosine kinase activity
Source: RefSeq, a predicted model, not a curated record
AUGGCAUCCCAGGAUUUCCGUCUUCUCUGCAUUGAGAACCCUCUGCUUGACAUCCAAGCAGUUGGUGACAAGGCUCUCCUCGAAAAGUACGGCCUCAAGGAGAACGAUGCCAUCCUCGCUGAGGAGAAGCACCUCGGCAUCUACGAGGACCUCCUCAACAACUACGACGCCAAGCUGAUUGCCGGCGGCGCCGCCCAGAACACCGCUCGCGGUGCCCAGUACAUCCUCCCCCCCAACUCCGUCGUCUACCUCGGUGGUGUCGGUGACGACAAGUACGCCUCCAUCCUCCAGGAUGCCGUCAAGACCGCCGGUCUCCGCGUUGAGUACCGUGUCGACCCCAAGAUUGCCACCGGCCGCUGCGGUGUUGUCAUCACCGGCCACAACCGCUCCAUGUGCACCGAGCUCGGCGCCGCCAACCACUACGACCUUGAGCACUUGACCCGUCCCGACGUCUGGAAGCUCGUCGAGAACGCCCAGGCCUACUACAUUGGAGGCUACCACUUCACCGUCUGCCCCGCCGCCAUCCAGAAGCUCGCCGAGGAGGCCGCCAAGAACAACAAGGUCUUCGCCGUCAGCUUGUCCGCCCCCUUCAUCUGCCAGUUCUUCAAGGACCCCCUCGAUGCCAGCGCCCCGUACUGGGACUACGUUAUCGGCAACGAGACCGAGGCAGCCGCCUACGCCGAAGCCCACAGCCUCGGCACCACCGACCUCAAGGAGAUCGCCAAGGCCCUCGCCAACCUCCCCAAGGAGAACAAGCAGCGCAAGCGUGUCGCCAUCAUCACCCAGGGCACCGAGCCCACUCUCGUUGCCGUCCAGGGUGAGGACAGCGUCAAGGAGUACCCCGUCAAGCCCAUCUCCAAGGAGCAGAUCAACGACACCAACGGAGCUGGUGAUGCCUUUGCUGGCGGUCUGAUGGCCGGCAUUGUCGAUGGCAAGUCCCUCGACCAGUCCAUCGACAUGGGCCAGUGGCUGGCUAAGCUCAGCAUCCAGGAGCUUGGACCUUCCUACCCCUUCCCCAAGCAGGCUUAUUCCGCGUAA